This is a messenger RNA of Laccaria bicolor S238N-H82, 348 nucleotides long. RefSeq lists its product as uncharacterized. The record is from RefSeq and is a predicted model, not a curated record. The transcript is spliced from 3 exons. Lineage: Eukaryota; Fungi; Basidiomycota; Agaricomycetes; Agaricales; Hydnangiaceae. The coding region runs from base 1 to 348 and encodes 115 amino acids.
AUGCGCAUCGCCAGCACCAUCCUCAUCAUCGCAUCCAUUGUCAGCGCCGUUUGCGCUGCUCCUAUCAAUGACGAAGUGGUAGCACGUGGUAUCGAAGUCGUCAGAGCUGCAGAGCCGGAAGCGCAACGUGAUUGGAGGCGGGAAGCUGAACCCCAAAGGGACUGGAGGCGCGACGCUGAAGCUCAACGGGACUGGAAGCGCGAAGCCGAGGCCCAACGGGACUGGAGGCGGGAUGCGGAGGCUCAGAGGGACUGGAGGCGGGAUGCCGAGGCUCAGAGGGACUGGAGGCGUGAUGCUGAGGCUCAGAGGGACUGGAGGCGGGAUGCCGAGGCCCAGAGGGAUUGGUAA